Messenger RNA from Charadrius vociferus (killdeer), 992 nucleotides. RefSeq names its product dehydrogenase/reductase (SDR family) member 9 (gene DHRS9). The transcript has 4 exons. Lineage: Eukaryota; Metazoa; Chordata; Aves; Charadriiformes; Charadriidae. The record is from RefSeq and is a predicted model, not a curated record. The coding region runs from base 24 to 992 and encodes 322 amino acids.
GUGACCAGAAGACUUCAGUAAAAAUGCUUUUCUACGUAUUACUCUUUCUUGGCAUCAUCUCUUUGUGGUGGCAUUGGAGGGCAAGAGACAGGAUGAAGGUUACAGAUCUCACUGGAAAAUAUAUAUUCAUCACUGGAUGCGACACAGGAUUUGGAAAUAUGGCAGCAAAGAUUUUUGAUAAAAAGGGAUUCCGUGUUUUUGCCAGUUGUCUGACUGAAACUGGAGCCAAAGAGCUAAAAGCUGUGACCUCGAAGCAGCUUCAGACAGUGCUGUUAGAUGUGAGAGAUUCAGACGGUGUUAAGAAAGUGGCUGCAUGGGUCAAAGCUGAAGUUCAGUCAGAAGGUCUCUGGGGACUUGUCAAUAAUGCCGGGAUUCUGGGGCCAUCAGCUCCUACAGACUGGUUGGAUAUUGAGCACUUUAGAGAACCAAUUGAAGUUAAUUUAAUUGGACUCAUAAAUGUUACAAUAAAUAUGCUUCCCUUGAUAAAAAAAGCAAAGGGAAGGAUAGUAAAUGUAUCCAGUGUCGGAGGUCGCCUAGCGUUCAGUGGUGGAGGCUAUUUUCCUUCAAAGUUUGGGGUAGAAGGAUUUAAUGACAGCUUAAGGAGAGAUAUGAAAGCUUUUGGAGUUAAGGUUUGUUGCAUUCAACCUGGACUGUUCAAAACAGCAUUAACCAAUCCAGCACAGAUUAUGAAAGAGAAGGAGGUUAUUUGGAAUAAGCUCUCCCCUGAUAUUAAAAAGCAAUAUGGAGAGGAGUAUUUUCAGAAAGAUGCCGCAAAGAAAGAAAAGCUCUCCAAGAUCUGUCUUAACAAGGACAUUUCACCAGUUGUUCAGUGCAUGGAGCAUGCUCUAACAAGCCUCCAUCCACGUGCCCAUUACAUUGUUGGGCAGGAUGCUAAGUUGUUUUGGAAUCCCCUCUCAAGAAUGCCAGCAGUUAUACAAGACUUCCUACUGCUGCGGAACAGAGUGGAGCUUGCAGCUUCCCAUGCAAAGUAA